AUGGAUAAUGAUUAUUAUGACUUUCUUGAUCAUUCAUUCGAUUAUAAACCAAAGAAGAGAGGACAGAGGGGUUAGAAAAAUCUCAUUUUAAUUUAGCAUUGACAGAUCAAGAGAUCAUUGUUCGUGAAAGAAUGAAGCUUGUAAAAAACAGGGAAUCUGCAAAAAAUAGUAGAAAAAGAAAAAAGAUGUAUGUUGACCUAUUAGAAAACAAAGUACAUUUUAACAUUAACCUUCAGGUGGCAGGUCUAAAUCAGCAGUUAUAGGAAUAUAAAGAACUUCAAGAACAAAGCUAGGGACUAUUAAGAAAUACAUAAAUUCAAUUGUUAUUUGGAAAAACAUAGCAGAAACCUGAUUAAUUAAGUCAUUACCUUCAGGAAAUAUUUGUUCAAUCAAUCCCGAAGAUGGCUUUGCAUCUAAAAUAAGAAUAGCGCAAUCCAGAGCUGGAUAAUUGUUUUUAAAGUUUUUAUAAUUGCUUCAAUGAAAUGAACAAUGUCAAAGAUGAAAUGAUUUCAGAAAUGCAAAAACUUGAUAUCACAAUGAAAGCUGCAAAAGAAAUUCCAGAGUUCAAUAAGUUCUUUGAACAUGUCUCAAAAUUAGAUUUCUAAUAAUAAUUGGAUAGUUUGGAGGAGGUAAUCGAGAGUAUAAUAUGAAUUAGGAACUCGGAAAUGUCAUCAAAACAGAUGAUCUUUAAUUGUCGAUCAAAGAUACUUAUGAUUUAUACAACAAAUCAAUGUAAUUUAUUAAGAGACCAAAAUUGAAUUGA
This is a messenger RNA of Paramecium octaurelia, 763 nucleotides long. NCBI's taxonomy places the organism in Eukaryota, Ciliophora, Oligohymenophorea, Peniculida, Parameciidae. The record is from the annotation of a GenBank genome assembly.